This is a messenger RNA of Ornithodoros turicata, 1472 nucleotides long. RefSeq names its product zinc finger protein 888-like. The transcript is spliced from 2 exons. The record is from RefSeq and is a predicted model, not a curated record. The annotation marks the transcript as partial. Gene Ontology annotation, molecular function: DNA-binding transcription factor activity, RNA polymerase II-specific; RNA polymerase II cis-regulatory region sequence-specific DNA binding. NCBI's taxonomy places the organism in Eukaryota, Metazoa, Arthropoda, Arachnida, Ixodida, Argasidae. Gene Ontology annotation, biological process: regulation of DNA-templated transcription.
AAGUGCGAUGCCUGCCCAGCAAAGUUCAGCCAUAACGAACGCCUCCAGCGUCACAAGCAGACACACACCGGCGAGAAACCAUACAAGUGUGAUGCCUGCCAAGCGGAGUUCAGUGAGAGAGUGAACCUACAGCACCACAAGCAGACACACACGGGCGAGAAGCCAUACAAGUGCGAUGUCUGCCCAGCGAAGUUCAGCCAGAGCGGGCACCUACAGCGUCACAAGCGGACACACAGGAGCGAGAAGCCGUACAAGUGCGAUCUCUGUCCUGCUGGGUUCAGCCAGAGCAAGAGCCUGUCGUAUCACAAACUGACGCACACAGGCAAGAAAACAUCCAAGUGCAGUGUUUCUUCUGCGGAGUUCGGUCAGAGAGGGAACUUACAGCAGCACAAGCUGACACACACGGGCGAGAAGCCAUACAAGUGCGAUGCCUGCCCAGCGAAGUUCAGCCAUAAUGAGCAUCUCCAGCGUCACAAGCGGACACACACCGGCGAGAAACCAUACAAGUGCGAUGCCUGCCCAGCGGCGUUCAGUGAGAGAGGGAACCUGCAGCAGCACAAGCGGACACACACGGGCGAGAAGCCAUACAAGUGUGAUGUCUGCCCAGCGAAAUUCAGCCAGAGCGGGCACCUCCAGCGUCACAAGCGGACACACAGGGGCGAGAAAUCGUACAAGUGCGAUCUCUGUCCUGCUGGGUUCAGCCAGAGCAAGAGCCUGUCGGAUCACAAACUGACGCACACGGGCGAGAAAACAUACAAGUGCAAUCUUUGCCCUGCGGAAUUCGGGCAGAGAGGGAACUUACAGCAGCACAAGCGGACACAUACGGGCGAGAAGACAUACCAGUGCGAUGCAUGCCCGGCGGAGUUCAGCCAGAACGGACAGCUCCAGCGUCACAAGCGAACGCACACCGGCGAGAAACCAUACAGGUGUGGUGCUUGCCCAGCGGAGUUCAGUGAGAGAAGGAGCCUGCAGCAGCACAAGCGGACACACAUGGGUGUGAAGCCAUACAAGUGCGAUGCCCGCCGUGCUGACCUCUGCCUGAGGAGGAACCUACGGCAGCGUAAGCGGACACACACGGGCGAGAUGCUAUACAUGUGUGAUGUCUGCCCUGGUAAUUUCAGCCUGAGCAGGAACCUACGGCAGCACAAGCGGGCAUACACGGGCGAGAAGCCAUAAAAGUACGAUGUCUGUCCUGCGGAGUUCAGUCAGAGCAGACACCUACAGAGUCACAAGACAGACAGACUCGAAGCCAUACAGGAGCAUUCCCUGUUCUGCAAACUUGAGGGAUCAGUCACAGGACCAGCAGGCACCAGCCAGCGAACCAAAUAGCUGCUGGCUGAGCACGAGCUAGUUCAGCCAGAGCAGGAACCUGUGGCUUCACAUGUCUCCACAAGACACUUGAGAUUUGAAACUGUGCAAGUACAGAUGCCAUGUACAUGCGAAAGAAUCCGUCCAAUUAAGUGUCACUUCUG